This is a messenger RNA of Hydractinia symbiolongicarpus, 1605 nucleotides long. RefSeq lists its product as uncharacterized. The transcript is spliced from 2 exons. NCBI's taxonomy places the organism in Eukaryota, Metazoa, Cnidaria, Hydrozoa, Anthoathecata, Hydractiniidae. The record is from RefSeq and is a predicted model, not a curated record. The coding region runs from base 61 to 552 and encodes 163 amino acids.
AUGAAGGUAUAACAUUGAAAGUUUAAAAAUUAACAAAAACAUAAUUUAUAACUAAAAAAUAUGUUAACAUGCCAUGUUUACCUUCUCUCUAUCGUCAUAGCAACGAUCGAAACAGAUACGAUUAAAAAGGUAACAAAGACAAAUAUGGCACAUAUCAAUGCUAUGGCGUGGAAAAAUUCACUUAAAAGUUUUUUUGCUGUAAAUAAUAAAGAAGAUAAUGAUGAAGAUGGUGGAGAUAAUUUUGAUACAGAAUUCAAAGUCCUCUGCAUCGGCGAUUCCUUAACAGAAGGUUACUAUGGUAUUUUACAUCAUUAUCAUCCAUAUACCAUGAAGUUACAAGAAAUGAUAACGAACAGUUUGGGAAAUCGAGUCAAGGUGUACACGCGUGGAAAAGGAGGCGAAAAAGUUCACGAAGAAAUGAUGGAACGUUUAAGGAGUGAACUGAAUCAAACUGAAGCUUCAAGCACCAAACCUCUUCGAAUCUUUGGCACGAUAACACAACGAAUUAGCAGGUUGUCAUCAAAUAUUUUGGUAGCGAGCGGAAAUUCUUAGAGACCCCAGGGCUUCUUGUUUAGUUUUGAUAAUGGGAGGUGUGAAUGAUUUGGUCAACCUCGACUGCAUCAAUGAGAUAGAUCUAUUCAAGGACAUAAAAACUCUGCACUCGUUGGCUCAUAAAAGAGGCGUCAAGACCGUUGCCAUGACGAUUUUAGAGGCUUACGUGAAAGAGGAGAAAUUAAGUUACGUAGAUAGUAAAGAGUUUGAGAAAUUAAGAAUAAGCAUAAAUCAGAAAAUAAAAGCAAUGAAUGAAACUGAAGUAAUGUUGGUUUGCGAUACUGCCAUGUUGUUUCCUUAUAAAUCCUUGUCCGACACAAUGAAGAAUUAUUUAUGGACCAAUGAUAAAGUUCAUCCAACACCGCGUGGUUAUGAUCAGUUAGGAAGAGUUAUAUUUCACUGUAUUUAUGAAAAAAUUAGGUCAGAGUUAAAAGUAACAAAUAAUCUGCUCUGAUAAUACAUUUAUGCUAGUGACAAGCUAUUAUUUUUAUCGAUACCUAUCUGUGCUUUAUCUCUCGAGGUUUUGAUUUCGGGAAGGACUGGGAACUGGAAUAUUCGCCCUUCCAUGUCAUUGCCAUUGCCAUUCUGGUUCACAUGUCGCAAAUGACCAAUAAGCACCAAAAGCUUAAAUAAUUGCUUAGGACACAGAGGAAGCUUGUUUGGAUGAACACACCAUUUAUUAAUUACAUAGCAUAUGAGAACGUAUCUCACAAUAUGUUGUCGGAUAUACCAUACAUGGAUAUACACAUAGAUGAAACAGACUUUUAUUUUUUUUAUUUUUUAUUGCGUUUUUAAUUUAAUUUUACAACCUUGCAAGUACUCAAAUAAAAUACAAUUUUCCAGGAAAGGGAAAUUUUUUAAAUAAGAACUCGUACAAAUAGGCGUCCACCCUAUGAGUUUAAAGAUCUAAUAGGCGUUUGUUAAUUUUUAAAUCCCUCCCCCAUGUUUAUUUAUCUUCCCUUUCAUUUAUUAUUUAUUAAAAUGAGUAUAGUAUCCAGCCUAUUUACAUCUUCCUGUAAUCAAAUCGAAAUAGUAUGUCAAAAUGCAUGUAGU